AUGACAGAUCUAAUUAUUUCAGACUGUCAUAAAAACGAUUUAAAGUUUCUUCAAGGGAAAUCUCAAAAUAGUAACCUUCAAAUUGAUGUUAAGCAAGUUCAAUCUAUAGUUGAGGGUUUAGCUCAUUUAUUUGUAGAAGCUGGAAAAUUCAAGCUCACCAAAACUGCAUUCGAAGAAGUUAUUUUAAAUUUGGGUUUACCUGACAAUGUAAUAGAAAUUAUUUAUAAUGAAUAUUUGUUACAAACUAAAGUAAUAGACUUUGGAUUGUCUACAAUAGAAAUUCAGCAUUUACAAUAUAAAAACAUUGAUUGGAGGUUUGAUAUACAAGUAAGUAUAGUGAUGAAUAAAUUAAUGUAA
This is a messenger RNA of Pediculus humanus corporis (human body louse), 357 nucleotides long. Its product is annotated as COMM domain-containing protein, putative. The transcript is spliced from 3 exons. Lineage: Eukaryota; Metazoa; Arthropoda; Insecta; Psocodea; Pediculidae. The record is from RefSeq and is a predicted model, not a curated record. Bases 1 to 357 code for a protein of 118 amino acids.